Molecule: messenger RNA, 741 nt
Organism: Histoplasma capsulatum G186AR
Lineage: Eukaryota; Fungi; Ascomycota; Eurotiomycetes; Onygenales; Ajellomycetaceae
Exons: 3
Coding region: 1-741 (246 amino acids)
Biological process (GO): protein phosphorylation
Molecular function (GO): protein kinase activity; ATP binding
Source: RefSeq, a predicted model, not a curated record
AUGCCUGGUCACACCGAUCUGGUUCGUGGCCCAGAGGGUACCAUUUACGAGCAGGAGGAUGGAUUCGAUGGCAGUCUGAGGAUUGAGAUCGACCCCACAAAGCUCAAGUUUAUCCAAGAACUGAACAUAUCAGAGUCAUCAUCGAUUUUCCAUGUGAGCUACGAGGGCAAACCCUAUGUUGUGAAAGUUUUCCAUAACAAUGGAGACCCUGGGUAUGCCGAUGACGGAGUUCGUGACUUGAAUCGUGCUCGCUGCGAAAUCCGGGCCUACUGCAGUCUCAAGCGAUCUGGCAUAUGUGAUGCGGGCUACGUACCUCAGUUUUACGGAUAUGUGGUAUCUCUGAAUCCAGAUGUUAUUUCCCCCCAUCUGGAUGCCUUUCAGCAUGACACUGGCCUCCCAAGUGCAAUUCUGAUCGAGUACCUGCCACACCCCUUGCCAUUGAACUGUGUUACUUACACCGAGGAGCGAAUGGCCAAAGCGGUCCAUGGCAUUGAACAGAUUCAUUCAGCUUUGGUUGAGCACAAUGACUCCUACCCUAAGAACAUUCUGAUUGUACCUGGUGACCCUGAGAGAGUGAUGUGGAUAGAUUUUGAUGUUGCGAUUACUUAUCCUGACAGUACCUACAUCAGAGAGAAGGAACGUGGUUGGAUUGAAUUUGAAACCAGUUGUGUUGAGAGUUUUGGGAGAACGCUUGCAGAUGAUCAAAAACAGGGUCUACCACCGAACACAAAAUAUUACUAG